AUGAAAUCCCCAUUAGGCUUUGCUCGUGUAGGGGAAUUGGCUUGCCAACGUGACACAUUUCUCCGUGAGCUUUGUGCACGUGUUGUCUCGUGUGAGGCACUGUCUUUAGACAAGACCCAACGCAGUGGUAAGAAUAAUAAUAACAACGCGAAAAAGAAUAAUAAUAAUAAUAAUAAUAAUAAUAAUAAUAAUAAUACGGAUGCUGCAUCCACGUUUACGGACCCACAUUCGGCUUUUGAUGUUAUUCUCACCGACUCUGUUCUCUUCCCUGAGGGUGGUGGACAGCCGUGCGAUUAUGGUGAACUUAUUUGCGAUGAGACGAGUGGAAAUGGAAAUGGAGUGCCAGUGCCGGUGCGUCAAGUACGGCGGGUUGGGGAUACGUGUGUUCUGCGUGUUCCCACGGCUCUGCCUGUUGGGGCAUCUGUGAAACUACGCGUGGAUGAUAAACGGCGGCGUGAUCACACACAACACCACUCCGCCCAACAUCUUCUCACGGCGAUGUUGUUAAGGAAUGAUGUGAUGGAGGGAAAACCACUUCCCACGAUUGCGUGGGCCCUCACGUAUCCGCAUUGUCAUGUGGUGCUGCCAUCAUCUGAGCGACUCUCACCGGCGGUAGUGGCUCGGGUGGAGGCGGCGUGUAAUGAUGCGAUUGCAAAGAGUGUACCAGUUCGCUGUGAAGUAUUCCCAAGCAGAGAGGCAUAUGUACAAGCACGUGCUCUGGAAAAGGAGAAGGAAGAAGGGGAUGGAAAUAAUACACAGCGUCCUUCACGUGAUAUUCCGCAUGAUGUGACUGGACCAAUUCGUAUUAUCACUAUAGAUGGUGUGGAUAGUUGUACCUGUUGUGGUACACAUGUGACCAAUUUAGCACAGUUGCAGAUGCUGAAGUUACUACAUCAAGAAACAAAGGGAGAUACACUGAAACUCUUCUUUAUCGCAGGUGAUCGUGUGCGGGAGUACUUUUCAGAUAUGUACUUCCGUGAAAAAGAGUUAAUGAAAGAGAUGGGUGGUGUUCGACCAGAAGACUUUGUGGCCACAGCUAUACGGAAAGGCAAGGAUUUUGUAGAUAUGGAAAAAAAAGUAAAGAACUUAACCAUGGAACUUAUGAAAUUGGAAAGUGCAAGACUAAUUCAAGAGUUGACAAAAGCGGCAGAAAAAGGUGAUACUACUUCUCCUGAAAAUAUCCUUGUUUAUCGUCGCGAUGAUGUGGAUGUGGAAUUCUUUAAUGCCUUACGAGAUGCCGUUCGUCAGGCAUUCCCCAAUUGUCGUGGAGUAUUUGCAUGGGGAACCCCAUCCACCACCUCAACUGUAAAAAGUGGACAAUUUAUGAUAUUUGGCCCAACUGCGUGGGUGGAUGGAGUGGCGCCGGAGGUCUGCCAGGCAUUAGAGGGACGGGGCGGGAUGUCUAAACAGGGAUACCGCGGCAAAGGCACACUGGCGGGAUGGGAUACCCUCGCAAAGACACUGCGGGGUUAG
Messenger RNA from Trypanosoma theileri, 1473 nucleotides. RefSeq names its product alanyl-tRNA synthetase. Gene Ontology annotation, biological process: regulation of translational fidelity; tRNA aminoacylation. Gene Ontology annotation, molecular function: ATP binding; Ser-tRNA(Ala) deacylase activity; aminoacyl-tRNA ligase activity. The record is from RefSeq and is a predicted model, not a curated record. NCBI's taxonomy places the organism in Eukaryota, Euglenozoa, Kinetoplastea, Trypanosomatida, Trypanosomatidae. The transcript has a single exon. The coding region runs from base 1 to 1473 and encodes 490 amino acids.